CUCUGUGAGCGCUGAUGUGAUAAAACAGCAGAAGCAGAAGCUCUGCAGCUGUUCAUCAUCAUAAACGUGUGAGUGUGUGCGCAGGUGUCCGCUCACUGUUUACUUGUUCAGCUGUGAGAUCAACCGAGUCUGCAGUGGGUGGUUGGUGGAGCUUCAAACAUGUCCAGGCAGAGCAAGUUCACUGCAGCUGUGGCCACCAUGUUAGGAGCCACACUUGGUGGUCUGUUUCUGUGGCGCAGCAUCCGCACUCAAAAGAGAGAGGCUCUAAAGAGUCCCGCUGCAGCUGAGCCCGUACAAGCCCAGCUGGAAGUGGACAUCACCCAAUCGCAGCCUGCAAGACCAGAGCUGUCAGUGCUAGAACCAACCCCAAAGCCUGUACCUGUGCCGCCCGUUAGUAUGCUGUUAGAGGUGUCACCGGUGGUCGUGAGCUCUUCAGAGCAGUGGGAGACAUUCUGGCCCGCAUUCCAAAAGGAUCUGUCCGUGUGUCCGGUUUUGGGCCUGGACUGUGAAUGGGUAAAAAGCAUACGUGUGUCCGCCAAAGGCAAAGCAUCUGCAGUAUCUUUACUCCAGUUGGCGACGUUCUCUGGCCGCUGUGUGCUGGUGCGACUGCUGUCAUUUCGAGAAGCACAGCUUCCUCUGCCGAAGGGCCUCAUGGGGGUCCUGUCUGACCCUCAUGUACUGAAGGUGGGGGUGGGUUGUUAUGAGGAUGGAAAGCAUCUGGCUCAUGAUCAUGGUCUGACUCUGCAAUGCACUGUGGACCUGCGCUAUCUGGCCCUCAGACAGAGGCAAGCAGUGCUGAAUAACGGCUUGAGUUUGAAAUCCCUGGCUGCAGACCUGCUGAAUGUUACACUGGAUAACUCGCUAGAACUGCGCUGCAGCGACUGGGAGGCAGACGUGCUAACAAAGGAACAGAUUACGUAUGCAGCACGGGAUGCCAUGAUCUCUAUCGCCCUUUUCUUUCACCUGCUGGGGCUGAACGCAGAGCCCUGCCUUCCCACUGUGGGUGAAACUGUGUUGGGGCAGCUGACAUCUCGCUGCCAGGGAUUGGUGGAUGUACCCUUCAGAGGGCACUGUGGAGGAGAGGAAGAAAGGGAGAGGAGACGACGAAGCAGGAAGUCCACCGCGGAGAGUCCUGAGUCUGGAGACCAGCAAGUUCCAGACCCGCGGCAGAACAAAUGCAAACCACUAGGAGUUGGAUAUUCUGCCAGGAAAUCUCCUCUUUAUGAUAACUGUUUCCUUCAUGCUCCUGAUGACCAGCCACUCUGCACAUGUGACAAGAAGAAAGCAAAAUGGUACCUGGAAAAGGGAAUAGGAGAGUUGGUCAGUGAAGACCCCUUCAUUGUUCGCCUGCUGUUUGAGCCCUCGGGCCGUCCAGAAUCCCAGAAAGACUACUACCUCACAGCCAAAAAGAACCUGUGUGUGGUGUGCGGGAAAGCCGAGUCUUACCUCAGGAAGAACAUUGUCCCACAUGAGUACAGGCGCUACUUCCCUGCUGAAAUGAAGAACCACAAUUCCCACGACAUCCUGCUGCUCUGCACUGCCUGUCACGCAGCGUCUAAUGUGCAUGACGGCGUCCUGAAGCAACAGUUGGUGGAGGAGCACUCUGCUCCACAGGGCUGCGAGGUAGGCGUUAGGCUGCUCGAGGAUGCAGACCGCCAGCGGGUACGUUUGGCUGCUCGCGCUCUCCUCAGCGCCAGUGAAAGGAUGCCAGAAUCCAGACGGGAGGAGCUCCUUUCAAUCAUCCAGAGCUGCUUCUGUAAUGGCCAUCAGGAGGUCAAGCAAGAGAUGCUUCAGAGAGCUGCAACGCUGGAGACCAGGAUCUUGAACGAGAGAUUUGAGUCACACGGACUGAAGGUAGUGCGGGCAUAUGCCGAGUGUGGUCUGCCUGGCCUGAUGGAGCUGGAGCGCCGCUGGCGACAGCACUUCCUGACCAGCAUGCAGCCCCGCUAUUUGCCCCCACUCUGGUCUAUCAGUCACAACCAUGACAAAUAUCUGCGCAAGUACGGCGAGGACCAGCCAAUCCAGCUCAGCUGAGCCCAGCCACUUUAGUAAUGCUACAACUCCCAAUAGGAAGGUGUCCACUGUGUGGGUAACACCUUGAUGUCCUUGUGCUAAACCCUGUGAUGUCAUUGGGUAAGCCCUGGUGUUGAAUUCCAAAUGAGAAAAAAAGCCUUGGGUAAGCCCUGGUGUUGAAUUCCAAAUGAGAAAAAAAGCCGAAGACUAGAUUAGACUGUGGGCCCGUUUUGACUGGGCCCUAAGGGACCAGAUGGAGAUUGGGUAAGAGACUCUUUGGGGAUCUGAAGCCACUGCGGUGAAUGAAUGGCGGAACAUUAAACUCUAAGAAGGCGCAAGAACAGAAAUGGUGAUAGGUAAAAGAACGAAAAGGCAUAAUACGCACACUUUUAAAAACAAAAACAAAAGUUUAAAAUGUGGAAAGGAAUUCUCAUUUCUCUGUGAAAAGUAGAAUCUGCUGUAUUUUAACCAGCUCAAACCUGCUCUUACUUCUUAAUCAUGAAUUGAAUAAAGGAUUCAUAGCUUACAAUUCUUGCAGGUUUGUGGCCAUAUUAAAUAUCUUGUUAAGUGUUAAAUCAGUUUGCCUUUUGGGGCUAUAUUUCUUAAAUGCCCAUAAUUAAGCUUUAUUAUUGUCUAAAAUUUCAGGCUGUUUUUUUUGUUUUUUUGUUGGUUUUGAGAAAAACUAUCUUUAAACAACUAAAGUUUGACCAAAUUGAGCACAGCUAAGCUUAAGGGUGCAACACCUCAAAACAUACCAGAACAUCUUUUGGUGUGUACAUAACCCUGACUAGACAGUAUGAAUUUAUUCCAGUGUAAUUGAAGCACCCCUCUUUAAUUGAUCGUUAGUACUAAACAUUCUCACCCUGAUUUUUAGUGCCAAUUUGUGUUGUAUGUGUAGUCACAGUCCGAGAGAUUCAACUCCAUGGAUGCUAACAAAUGUAGAUGGCCAUAUCAAGGACCUUGAGAAGUCUGAGCCUAACACUUGUACUUUAACUUAAGAAUCAUUACAGCUUUUCUUUUUAUUUACAUUUUUCCAGAUGUAAUAAUUAAAAGCUGUUGUGUUUCCUUAUUGUCAAUAAAGAUAUGAAAUGUCAUAUUUGAAGACUGAAUGAGUAGUUGGCAGGUUUUCUUUACAUUAUAAAUGGUGUAAUGUACAUUUCAUAUCCUGCAAUAUCUGAUUGCAUAAAACACACAAUGCACAUAGUUUCACUG
Myxocyprinus asiaticus (Chinese sucker) is the source of this 3225-nucleotide messenger RNA. RefSeq names its product exonuclease 3'-5' domain-containing protein 2-like. The transcript is spliced from 9 exons. Bases 160 to 2034 code for a protein of 624 amino acids. Gene Ontology annotation, cellular component: nucleus; cytoplasm. Gene Ontology annotation, biological process: nucleobase-containing compound metabolic process. Gene Ontology annotation, molecular function: 3'-5' exonuclease activity; nucleic acid binding. The record is from RefSeq and is a predicted model, not a curated record. Lineage: Eukaryota; Metazoa; Chordata; Actinopteri; Cypriniformes; Catostomidae.